Molecule: messenger RNA, 3270 nt
Organism: Closterium sp. NIES-65
Lineage: Eukaryota; Viridiplantae; Streptophyta; Zygnematophyceae; Desmidiales; Closteriaceae
Source: the annotation of a GenBank genome assembly
AUGCAGGCACUUAUUUGCCUCCCAAUCUCCCCUUUCCGCAUCCUGUUCUCCCCUUUCCGCAUCCCGUUCUUCCCUUUCCACAUCCCGUUCUCCCCUUUCCGCAUCCCGUUCUCCCCUUUCCGCAUCCCGUUCUCCCCUUUCCGCAUCCCGUUCUCCCCUUUCCGCAUCCUGUUCUCCCCGUCGUGCCUCCCUUUCUCCCAUUCUUGCCUCCACUUCUCCCAUUCCCACCUCCCGAUCUCCCUUCCCUCGUUUCCCUCUCUUCCCUCCCUUCCCUUGGUUCCCUCCCUUCCCUCGAUUCCCUCUCCCCAUCCCUGCAUCCCCCUCUCCCCAUCCCCUGCAUCCCCCUCUCCCCAUCCCUGCAUCCCGCUCUCCCCAUCCCUGCAUCCCCCUCUCCCCAUCCCUGCAUCGCCCUCUCCCUAUCCCUGCAUCCCCCUCUCCCUAUCCCUGCAUCCCCCUCUCCCCAUCCCUGCAUCCCCCUCUCCCCAUCCCUGCAUCCCCUUCUCCCCAUCCCUGCAUCCCCUUCUUCCCAUCCCUGCAUCCCCCUCUCCCCAUCCCUGCAUCCCCUUCUCCCCAUCCCUGCAUCCCCCUCUCCCCAUCCCUGCAUCCCCUUCUUCCCAUCCCUGCAUCCCCUUCUCCCCAUCCCUGCAUCCCCUUCUCCCCAUCCCUGCAUCCCCUUCUCCCCAUUCCUGCAUCCCCUUCUCCCCAUCCCUGCAUCCCCUUCUCCCCAUCCCUGCAUCCCCUUCUCCCCAUCCCUGCAUCCCCUUCUCCCCAUCCCUGCAUCCCCUUCUCCCCAUCCCUGCAUCCCCUUCUCCCCAUCCCUGCAUCCCCUUCUCCCCAUCCCUGCAUCCCCUUCUCCCCAUCCCUGCAUCCCCUUCUCCCCAUCCCUGCAUCCCCUUUUCCCCAUCCCUGCAUCCCCUUCUCCCCAUCCCUGCAUCCCCCUCUCCCCAUCCCUGCAUCGCCCUCUCCCUAUCCCUGCAUCCCCUCUCCCAUCCCUGCAUCCCCUUCUCCCCAUCCCUGCAUCCCCUUCUCCCCAUCCCUGCAUCCCCUUCUCCCCAUCCCUGCAUCCCCUUCUCCCCAUCCCUGCAUCCCCUUCUCCCCAUCCCUGCAUCCCCUUCUCCCCAUCCCUGCAUCCCCUUCUCCCCAUCCCUGCAUCCCCUUCUCCCCAUCCCUGCAUCCCCUUCUCCCCAUCCCUGCAUCCCCUUCUCCCCAUCCCUGCAUCCCCUUCUCCCCAUCCCUGCAUCCCCUUCUCCCCAUCCCUGCAUCCCCUUUUCCCCAUCCCUGCAUCCCCUUCUCCCCAUCCCUGCAUCCCCCUCUCCCCAUCCCUGCAUCGCCCUCUCCCUAUCCCUGCAUCCCCCUCUCCCCAUCCCUGCAUCCCCUUCUCCCCAUCCCUGCAUCCCCUUCUCCCCAUCCCUGCAUCCCCUUCUCCCCAUCCCUGCAUCCCCUUCUCCCCAUCCCUGCAUCCCCUUCUCCCCAUCCCUGCAUCCCCUUCUCCCCAUCCCUGCAUCCCCUUCUCCCCAUCCCUGCAUCCCCUUCUCCCCAUCCCUGCAUCCCCUUCUCCCCAUCCCUGCAUCCCCUUCUCCCCAUCCCUGCAUCCCCUUCUCCCCAUCCCUGCAUCCCCUUCUCCCCAUCCCUGCAUCCACAUCUCCGCCUCUCAUUCUCCCAUUCUCUCCCUUUCCUCCCUUCUCUCCCUCCCCUCCCUUUUCUCCCAUCCAUGGUCUCUUCCUGCAGUCCCUUCCGUCCCCUCCCUCCCUUGCAUCCCUUCCCUCCCUUCCCUCACCUACCUCCCUUUCCGGGCCCUUCUCUCGCUUCCCUCCCUUCUCUCCCUUCCCUCCUUCCAUCCUUUAUCUCCCUUCCAUCCCUUAUCUCCCUUCCUUCUCUUCGCUCUCUUCCCUACCCUUGCAGUCUUCCCUCCCUUCCCCCUCUUACUUCCCCGCGAUUUCCCUUCUCUCCCGUCUUGCCGUUCACUCCCUUCCCUCCCUUGCCUCCCUUCCCUCCCUUCCAUCCCUUAUCUCCCUUCCCUCCCUAAAACUCCCUUCCCUCUCUUCGCUCUCUUCCCUACCCUUGCAGCCUUCCCUCCCUUCCCUCUCUUACCUCCCCGCGAUUUCCCUUCUCUCCCGUCCCGCCGUUCUCUCCCUUCCCUCCCUUCUCUCCCUUCCCUCCUUUCUCUCCCUCCCCCCCUUCUUUCCCUUCUCUCCCUUCUCUCCCUUCCCGCCAUUCUCUCCCUUCCCUCCCUUCUCUCCUUUCUCUUCCUGCAUCUCCCUUCCCUCCCUUCCCUCCCUGCAAUCUCCCCCCCCCCCCCCCCCAACCCUCUCGCCCACCUCUUCAUCCUCACCCCUCCACUUCGCUUCGCCUUCCCAUCUCCACAAGCUCUCUAACCUUCUUGUCAUCCCGCCUCCCCAUCUCCGAUAUCUCCCCAUCCCUUCUCAAGUGUUCCUGAUUCAUGUCGUGUCCCUUUGGCCACCACCACUCCGCUGCUGCGAGUGUGGAAGAGUUAGGCGCUUGGGGCCGCUGGCAUCAUGCAUCGUGAUUUCACACCCUGAGAGUUGUCACAUGACACAUCCCUCCUUACCUCCCUUCCCUCCCUUCCCUGCCUUCUCUCCCUUCCCUCCUUUCAUCCUUCCCUUACCUUCCCUCCCUCCCAUCCCUCCCUUAUCUCUCUUCCCUGCCUUCCCUCCCUUCCCUCCCAUCCCUCCCUUCCCUCGUUUCCCUCUCUUCCCUCCCUUCCCUCGCUUCCCUCUCUAUCCUCCCUUCCCUCUGUUCCCUCUCUUCCCUCCCUUCCCUCGGUUCCCUCACUAUCCUCCCUUCCAUCGUUUCCCUCUCUUCCCUCCCUUCCCUCGCUUCCCUCUCUAUCCUCCCUUCCCUCUGUUCCCUCUCUUCCCUCCUUUCCCUCGGUUCCCUCACUAUCCUCCCUUCCAUCGUUUCCCUCUCUUCCCUCCCUUCCCUCGCUUCCCUCUCUAUCCUCCCUUCCCUCGUUUCCCUCCCAUCCCUCCCUUCCCUCGGUUCCCUCUCUUCCCUCUCUUCCCUCGUUUCCCUCUCGUCCCUCCCUUUCCUCGUUUCCCCCUCUUCCCUCCCUUCCCUCGUUUCCCUCUCUUCCCUCUCUUCCCUCUUUUCUCUCUCUUCCCUCCCUUCCCUUGUUUCCCUCUCUUCCCUCCCUUCCCUUUUUUCCCUCUCUUCCCUCCCUUCCCUCGUUUCCCUCUCUUCCCUCCCUUCCCUUGUUUCCCUCUCUUCCCUCCCUUCCCUCGUUUCCCUCUCUUCCCUCCCUUCCCUUGA